AUGCGGGGGCGCAGCAGUGUGCUGGCCCGGCGCAUCCCCGGCACGGGCGUGCGAGGGGAGGAGCAGGUGGGGCGGGUGCGGCGGCAGCUGGCGUGCCUGGCGGGCAGGGAGGGCGGGCGGUGGGCGCUCAACAGCACCCCCAGGUGGCUGCCGUGGGAUCUGACUGCCUCGCGCCACCACCAUUCAGCCCGCCACCCCAACCACCGCUCCUGCGACCAGCUCUGGGCCAAAGAGGAGGGCGGGGUGUACGGGGCAGCAGCAGAGAAGGCCAGGAGGCGGGGGGAUGCAACACGGUGGCGGGUGAGGCGAGCAGCGCUCUACGAGUGGCAGUCGGGCGACGCCUCCUGCCCUCUGCUACCCUUCCAACGCACCGCCUUCUGCCGGGCUGUGCGCGGCAGGAACGUGGUGGUGGUGGGGGAUGCGGGCGCGCUGGAUUUACAUGAUGCGCUGCUCAACCACCUCGUCACUGCCCACACCCGCCGCAUUGCUGAACCCCUUGGGGAUGCCUGGGCCAAUGCCACAGAAGGCGCUUGCUACGAAGCAGGCCACCCCCUCUGCACAGACGUGCGCCUCUCGCUCUCCUCAACUGUUGUGACACUUGAUGCAUUGUCUGCUGUCAACAACCGAUGGGUCAAGAAGCUAAGGCGCUGGCGCACUGGCAUUCUGAUUCUCUCCCGCACCGCGCGAUACAAGAGCAAGCGCACGUUACUAAGGGAGUUACGGGCCACACUGAAGGCGGUGAGGCAGCGGCACCCCAAUCUGCUCAUCCUCUGGCGCAACUCACCAGCGCCGCACGAUGACUGUGAUGAUGCCACGCUGCCCCUCCGCCGCCGCCCCCUCGCCUCCUCGUCCCGGCACCGCGAGAUGAACGAGAUUGUCAAGCCGCUGCUCGAGGAGUACGGAGCGGUGUAUAUGGACGUUGACGCGGCCACCUCGCUUCGCCCUGACGGGCACCAUGUGAGGAGGGACGGGUCGGUGGACUGCCAGCGCUACUGCAUGCCCGGCCCGCUGGACCAGUGGGUGCACCUGCUCUUCAACCACCUCCUCCUCCUCAACCGCCACACCCCCCUGCCCUCCCGCUCCCCACAAUCUCACGCUGCUCCUGCUGCUGCUGCUGCUGCUGCCGCUUCUGCGACUCUGGCUGGUCUGGGUUUGGUGGCAGGGGGUAAAGGGGGGAGCAGCUCUGAGAGUGGUGGUGCUGGGGAUGGUGGUGAUGGUGGUGCUGGCGGUGCUGGUGCCAGUGAUGGUGGUGAUGGUGCUGGGGUGGGUGGUUCUGGCAGUGGCGAGAGAGGGGAAGGUGGAGAGGACAGGGCGGGCAGUGGGAGUGAAGGGAAGGAGGGUGUGGAGGGGAGAGGAGGGGAGGGCGAGGAGGCGAAAGAAGGGGAGCGUUCAGGAGUUGAUGGGGCGGAGGGAGGAGACGGUGGAGGGAAGAGGGGCGGCGAGGGCGAGGGUGGGGAAGGCGAGGGGGAGAGGGUAAGUGGGAAGGGAGAGAGUGAGGAAGGUGGUGAGGUGGGAAGUAGUGGAGGCGGGACUGAGGGGGACGAGAGUGGGUUGGGCGGGAAGAGAGUUGAUGAGGGGACGUUUGAGAGGGGAGAGGAGGAGAGUGGAGGGGAGGAGGGUGGAGAGGAGGAGGAGGAGGGAGGUGAGGGAGGAGGAAAGAGUGGAGGGGACGAUGAUUUGGGGGGAAAGAAGGUGGAUGAAGGAACGUUUGAGAGGGGGGAGGAGGAGGGUGAGGGUGAGGGUGAGGAGGAGGGAGAGAGUGAGGGAGGAGGAAAGAGCCGAGGAGAUGAGGGAUUGGGAGGAGAGAAGGUGGAUGAGGGGACGUUCGAAAGACAAGAGGAGGGCGAGGGUGAGGGUGAGGGUGAGCGUGAGGGUGAAAGGAAGAAUGGGAGGAGAGGGGGGAGCGGAUGGGAGGACGAGCUGGAAGGGGCAAAGGUGGAUGAGGGGACGUUUGAGAGGAAAGAGGAGGAGGGCGGGGGGGAGGGGGAAGGGGAAGGGGAAGGUGAAGGGGAGUUGGGCGGAGGUAAGGUGGACGAGGGGACGUUUGAGAGGAAGGAGGAGGAGGCAGAGGGAGAGGAGGGGGCGCGGAAGGGGGUUGCGGAGGGGGAUGCGGAUCUGGGAGGGGCAAAGGUGGGAGACGGCACGUUUGAGAGGCAGGAGGAGGGCGGACAGGCAGGGCAGGAAGGGGAGGGGAGGGGAGAGGCGGGGGGAGAGGCGGGGGGAGAGGCGGGGGGAGAAGCGGGGGGAGAGGCGGGGGGAGAAGGUGAAAAGCGGAGCGGAGAGCUGGGUGGAAUGGAUGUCGGGGAUGGGACUUUUGAGCGCAGUGAAGAGGGAGGGGAAGGGGAACAGCCCGCAGGGGGAGGUGGUGGUGGUGAUGCUGGCAGUGGGGGUGGGGGGAAGGGGCAGCAGCAGGAUGGGGAGGGGCAGAGAGGAGGAGAGGGAGAGGGGAACGAGGCGAAGGCCAAAGAAGAAGCAACGGCAACAGCGGCAGCAGCAGAGAGUGAAGAGCCCAUGCUAGAUCACAUCCCUGGCAGCAUGGUAAAGGGCAGGGCGGCAGUGGAGGCAGUUCAUCGAGCGCUGGAGUGUGUGGUGAAGGACGGGCGGUGGAAGGCGAAUGAGGAGAUGCGAGUGCUGCCGUGGAACCGCAACCCCAACAGCGACCCGCAGCUGCCCAACUAUGGCACCUGUGACGUGCUGCACGAGACCGAGUGA
Molecule: messenger RNA, 2712 nt
Organism: Closterium sp. Yama58-4
Lineage: Eukaryota; Viridiplantae; Streptophyta; Zygnematophyceae; Desmidiales; Closteriaceae
Source: the annotation of a GenBank genome assembly